CCGUUCUCCGCGUGAAGGCCCUAACCAGCGGCCCGCACCUGGUCAAUCCCGCACCUGAUCAAUCACUAUCAUCAUCCUCAUUAAUCCAAACUGUGAUGAAACCGGAGACACAGAGGGGGAAAACGCGUACCGGAGAACUCUCAAGCAUCUGCCAUGGCCAAAAAACGCAGGUAUUCAACCUGAAUACUCAUCCUUUGAACUUCUGGCCAUCAGAUCCAUGCCCCUUGUAUCCGUCUCCAACGAUUUAGGGUUUGAGGUCGCCUGCUGAUCAAAUUCCGCGAUCAAAUUCAAACGAAUGGUUUCUGUGAAACGUAUCAACAGAAUCCUGUUGGUAUACUAGUAACCUCAAUGAAGGGGCGCUCCCACCGCCCUCCUCCUUCCGCUCCCCUCGAGGACUGGGGCGAUGGACAAUGGACGGUGGACUGCUCCUGCGGCGUGAACUUCGACGACGGUGAGGAGAUGGUGAGCUGCGAUGAGUGCGGAAUUUGGGUGCAUACCCGUUGCUCUCACUACGUACGGGGGGAGGCAUCUUUCGCAUGCCACAACUGCAAGGCCGCCACCAAGCGUUCCCGCACGAUCGUUACCUCCGCUGCUAAUAACUUUGCCCAUGAUACUGAGGAGACUGAGGUCGCGCAGCUUCUUGUCGAGUUGCCUACCAAAGCCGACCGCCCGCCGCCGAUCCAUCCGGGUGGUGCUCCGUUGCGCCCUCCUUUCAGGCUGUGGGCUCAUGUCCCUAUGGAGGAGCGGGUCCAUGUGCAGGGCGUUCCUGGUGGAGAUUCUUCUUUGUUUCGGGGGUUAUCUUCAAAGAUCUUCUCUCCGGAGUUAUGGAAGCGCACUGGAUAUGUUCCGAAGAAGUUCAAUUUGAAGUAUAAGGAGUUUCCUUGUUGGGAGGAGGAAGAGAGGGAUAAGGCAAGCUUAGGUGCUGACGCGCUUUUCUCUUUGUCGAAGGAAUCAGUGCAAGCUACUCCGGUGAAGUCGUCUGAGAAGAUGUUGUCGCCGGAUGGAUCUUGGAAGGAAGGGGAGAAGAUUCUGUUGGGCACUCGUUCUUUUGGUUGUGCAAAGAAGGAAAGGAACAAACUUAGAGUUUUGGGAUCCAGUAAGUUUAGGAAGGAAGAAUUAGGCGAGGAGAAGGAAUUAAGUGGAAGAAGGAGAUCGAGAGGAGAUUUUGAUAGGAUGUUGACUGACAUCAAGGAGAAAGCUGGAUCUGUUCCCUUGUUCGACUCGAGAAAAGAAGAUUUAUGUGAGGAUGGGGAUGGGGGACUCCAUAUUGCGGAAUCUGAUGUUCCAGAUACCAAGAGUGCGUACAAAAGGGAGGACAUGCUCCUUAAGCCCAGCUACAAGAAUCUUGAUGAAGGGAUUGAUAAUGUCGGCAAGUCUAAGCACAACAUGCUAGUCUUCAAGACUUCUAGGAGUCGUUUCCCUGAUGAGGCACCAAGAUCAAAACUUUUACUGGGAACACCUGUGAAGCUUGAGAAGGCUGAUCGGCCAGAUGGAAGGGUUGCUUGUAAACUAAAUACUGUUGCAGCAUGUCAUGUUGAAGGUAGCAAUAUUGCCAAAGGUUUUAUCAAACAGGAGAUAUUGGUGCAUGGUCAACAUAUGAUUUCGUGCUACUUGAGUGAGUGUUUUUUCAUGGCAUAUUUGGAAGUUAUCAAAUCUGCAUCAAGCUUCAAAGAGCCCAAGGAUGAUAGUUAUAUUCGAACCGUCCUUAAUGAAGGUUCAAUUGCCGCUGUUUUGGAUUUGGAUAAGGAUAAGAUUAAUGCUGGCAUUGAUAGCUACGCUGGUCAGCCAGAUGUGACAGAUAUAACCUUUGUUCCAUCCUCUGCUUCAUGCUCUCUUAGCGCCAAGAAGGUUGAGAUCAAUUUGAAACUUGAUGUUACUGAUGAUCAAGCCUUAGAAAGCUCAGAUUUUCUUCCUCGCCUUUUUCCUGAUGGAAGACAGUGCAUCAUGGAUGAUUUUCCGCAAAAUCAGCUAAAAUUAAAUGAUUGCUCUUCAACUAUUCCUGAUGAAUCUAAAGCUUUGACGAAUCCGCAAUAUGAGGAACAGAAACCGCAGGUUUUGCAGAAAGAUUCAGAUCAUCAAGAAUGUUUGAACACUUCAGGGAAUGAACCAGUGCUAAAUGAGGUGAUUACGGACUCUGUGGGCUCCUUGAAAAGAUGGAAAUGUCCUGUUGAAUCAAACCCUUCUCCUAAAACUUAUUGCACUGCAUCAAUGAAAUUAAAUGGUGCAGAGCCUAGCCAUUCAGCCCCUCUUGUUCAAAAGACAGUAGGCACCGGAAAAGAUUUACCGAAUUUGACAGCUCUAGUUGGCUCCAAGUCCAAAGGUUGCAAUAACCAGAAUUCAGCUGCUAAUGCAGUAUCAUCCUCUCUUUCUGGGAAGGCUAUUCAUGCCUUCAAGCAGCAGAGAGUAAAGGUAACAAACAGUAGCGCUGGUGCUAGAGAUACUCCAAUGAAUGCUACAUCUACUGAGAAAGAUGAACAGGAGGUUCUGCCACAGUCAGCACUAGCUCAUCCUACUGGAGUAGAAUUUAUGGGAUCAAAAUCUUUACAAGCUGCCAAAACCUCUCAUUUCUCUGCCUCCAAGAAUUGUUCCUUGGAUUCAAAAGAACAGCCAUCCGGUCCAUCUUGUCAAGCUUCAGCUGAAACCCCUACAACAUCUUCAGCAGCUGCUGAGGCAACUACAUCAGUAGUGAUUCAAAGUCCAUCCAACCAACUUAAGUCGACAGCUUUAGGUUCUUCCCAAAAAAAUGACAAGACAAUCCAACCUAGUACUCAGUCAGCAUCAAAAUUUCUUAGUCACUCAUUGGUUAUGCAAGCAUCAACUUCAACAAAUGCAGCUACUACGCUGAGUGAUGAAGAGCUUGCUUUAUUGCUGCACCAAGAAUUAAACAGCUCACCAAGAGUUCCUCGAGUACCUCGGAUCAGACAAACAACAAACGCACAGUUUGCGACUCCAAGUACGACAAGUGUGCUAUCAAAACGUUCAUAUUCGGGGGGAAGAGAUCAAGUUUCGUUUUUUAGAAGAAAGCACAAAGAAGCUUCCAAAGAGAGCUCUCGCCAUUCACGAGAUGCAAUCAGUGAAGGCAGGAAGGUGGGUAUACAUUCUCCUGAACCCAAGCAAGAUGAACCAGCUGUCUUCAGUGAUGGCUUUUCUAAAAGGGGUAAAGGGAGUAGACCUUACGAUACCAUGGAAUCUUCGAAAACCAAUCUUUCAGGUAGUUCUAUUGAAGGUGCAAACAGCUUCCCUGCCUCGUCUGAAGAGAAUGGAGCAAGAACAUCUUUACAAACCUCACCAGCUAAUGUUGAUGGGGAUGCAGCCCUUGUAGGCCGUAGUUUGCCUUGCUUAAUUGAUGAAAUCAUGAGCAAGGGUAAAUGUUCCACAUAUGAGGAGCUUUGCGAUGCUGUUAGGCCGUACUGGCAUAGCCUAAGGAAGCCAAAUGGAGAGCGUUAUGCAUAUUCUAGUCACUCUCAGGCUGUUCUUGACUGCCUAAGGAAUAGGAGCGAAUGGGCUCAUCUCAUUGAUCGAGGUCCAAAGACAAAUGCGAGCAAGAGGAGAAGAAAGCUCGAUUCGGAGACUCCUGCCAUGGAAUUGGAGCAUGAGAACAACAGCGGCAACCCUCACAGAGAUGAUUUUCCUAAGGGAAAACGAAACGUGCGGAAGCGCCGGCUGCUCGAGCAGAGGUCAGGCGGUGUGAAAGAUGCUAAAAAUACACGUAGCCAAGGCAACUUAUCAGAUGAUGAUCCUGCAGCCCUAUCUCACUCAAGCAAUGAGGAAACUGAAUGCCAUUUAAGUGAUGAUAAUGGAGCUGACGAUGCAUGCAGCUUGAGCUCUGGUGAUUCUGAUUGAGAGACCAGUACCAGGUAACUUUUUACCUGGCGAUAGUUAUGAAGCAGCUUUGUUAAUAAUAGAGCUGGCAGUGCAAAUACUGAUGUGUAGAGCUUUUAGCUAGGAGCUCAAAACUUACAUGAUUGUUUGCCUUAGAUUAGUGUCAGAAUAGAGCGAUAUUUUGUUGUAGGAUUAUGUCCUUCCCAAUUCUGUUUUGGGUCAGGGAUAUAUAGUGUAAACUAGGGUAACAGAAAUCGACUAAUGUAUAUUUGUAAUCUUGUAUGUAAAAUGUGAUAGUCAUCUUAUGUUUUACAUUUUAGAACGCAGGAUAUAGCUGAUGAACUGCAAGUGAACAUGAAGCAGUGGAUCAUAAGGUGAGUUCUUUGGAACCCAAUUUGAGUAUCAAUUGUCAGAUUUAAGCUUUCUUGCUAGAAAUUAUCAAAUUUGAAUGUAACUUUUUCUUAA
Dendrobium catenatum is the source of this 4287-nucleotide messenger RNA. RefSeq lists its product as uncharacterized. The transcript is spliced from 9 exons. Lineage: Eukaryota; Viridiplantae; Streptophyta; Magnoliopsida; Asparagales; Orchidaceae. Bases 349 to 3843 code for a protein of 1164 amino acids. The record is from RefSeq and is a predicted model, not a curated record.